Molecule: messenger RNA, 2056 nt
Organism: Hirundo rustica (Barn swallow)
Lineage: Eukaryota; Metazoa; Chordata; Aves; Passeriformes; Hirundinidae
Gene: CALHM2
Product: calcium homeostasis modulator family member 2
Exons: 3
Coding region: 662-1603 (313 amino acids)
Molecular function (GO): monoatomic cation channel activity
Source: RefSeq, a predicted model, not a curated record
AUUCUUCUGCCACCUCUUCUCCCUUAGGACGGCAGCCCUUUAAAGCAUCCUCACUUCCCAAACUGCUUCGGCUGUUUGCAGAAGCUUCCACAGCUCUCAGGAGACCUGCUUCGGCUGGUCGGCAUCCCGACUCCUGAACAGCCCUGUGUGCUGCUGAAACUCCGCCACGACCAGAGCCUGAGUGGAAAAACAUAGGAAGGGCUGAGAAGGCUCCAGAACUGGUUUCAACAACUUUUUCAAGUUUGGGAGAUCAUCAAGAGCUUGCCAGUGAUACUGAUAAUAACUGCCUCUGCGGGAAGUGACGAAAACAAAACAGAAGGAAAGAGGACAAAUUGAGAGGGACAGAAAGAGCUGUCCCAUCGGUCAUCUUUGCUAUAGUGAAGCUUUUGGAGGGCUUAGUGGAAAACUAAAAGGGCUGAGGUUUCACAUAUUGCUUCGGUGAAGUCCCUUUUGAAGUACCCCUAGUAUCAGCAACCAGCUCCAGAGGCUAGGAACACCAGGUGGGAGGAAGGGACAUCAGUGAAAGUGUCUUGCUCCUGGAACAGCUCCUUGCACAUCAACUAGCACCAGGCCAUUUCAUCCCCCAUUGGAGUGUUCCUCAGUGCUGGGGGCUGUGCCAGCACGGUCCCCACUGCAGCACACACUUCAGCCCCCUGACGAGAUGGCCACCUUCAUCACUGAGAUCUUCAACUUCCUCUCCUUGUUCUCCAUGAACAAAGAUUCACUGCUUUUCAAUGGUUUGGUGGCCCUGGGCACGCUGGGGACUGAGGAGCUCUUCUCAUUCAUUGUCUUCAACUGCCCUUGCUCCCCUUCUCUCAACUACAAAUAUGGGAUGACUGUCAUCAUUGUCCCAGCCCUGGCCCUCUUCUUCAUGGGUGUCAUCUGGAACAACCAUACCUGGAAACUGGUGGACGAGUACCACAUGCGUGGCAUCAAGAACUUCUCUGCUGCUGCCACCUUCCUCCUCUUUGGCUCCAUCGUGGGCUGGGCAUCUGUGGCACCCAUCACUUGGUCAGUCAUCUCACUGCUGCAUGGGGAAGCUUACAUCUGUGCCCUCAGCGAGUUUGUCAAGCCAUCCUCCAUGGACAAUUUUCCCACUAAGUAUGGAGCUGAGGUGCUGGCCAAGUUCCCCUGUAAAGAUGUCCCAGCAAACCUCACCAAACUCAGUGAUGAAGUGACGCGGAGACUGAGAUACGAGUCCCAGCUCUUUGGAUGGGUGUUCCUCAGCAUCGUUGUGAUCCUGGUUUUGGUCACCAAGUGCCUGAAACACUGCUGCUUGCCACUGAGCUGCCGGCAGGAGGCUUACUGGGUCCAGUACUGCUCCAACGAGGACAAGCUCUUCCGACGCACAGCUGAGGUCCACUCCAAGAUCCAGGCAGCCAAGAAUGUGAAAAAAUUCUUUGGCUUUGUGGCACUGGACAAGGAAGAGAAGGAGCUGGUGCAGGAGUUCCCGAUGGACAGCAUUCAGCUGAGCUUCCCAUGGAAUGACAUCAAAGGUGUUGACAUCUACCAAGAGAACAAGAGCUUCCCCCUCUACAGCUGCCUCCACAAAUGGGCCAAAGAGAUGGAAGGGAAGGGGCCAACCCCAGAAGCCAUCGUCUGAUAUUUUUAGCUUCCUAAGACAGAUGUGCACCAGCAGCGCUUCCCCAGAAUGCCUGGCAGGCCUUCCAGUAUCAGUGCUCAGCUCAGGGAUGCCCUGGGAAGCUGAGCCCCUGAGCCUGUCAGGGAAACUUCUAGGCUGAUUCCUUGGAAGAAUCUGCCACAGGCUUUGGGAAAGCCUCAUGGCUUAGGGUGAGCAAAAAGGCUUCUCCCAUGGUGCUCUACAACAUUAUGUUAAUCCAGCUCAGCUUGCUUUUCCCAUUGGCCUGUGGGCCUUGCCCACUUCUUUUGUUCAUAUACGUCCCUGGUGCUCAAGGUUUCUCCUUUCUCUGUUUCCCCAUUGGUUGUGGUAUCACUGAUGCCCCAUCCUUAUGUACCCUGAAGGUCAUUGCCUUUGCCCUACCCUCGUACCUCCCCUUGUCCUCUGACCAUUGGUUCCCGACCCCAUACUUAACCC